Molecule: messenger RNA, 8503 nt
Organism: Condylostylus longicornis
Lineage: Eukaryota; Metazoa; Arthropoda; Insecta; Diptera; Dolichopodidae
Gene: hig
Product: locomotion-related protein Hikaru genki
Exons: 10
Coding region: 1120-4389 (1089 amino acids)
Source: RefSeq, a predicted model, not a curated record
UCUUUUAAGGUAUUAAGAUCUCUAAAGGAAAAUGGUAAAAUAAAUGUGAAAAAAAAAAAAUUCAACUUAAAUUUAAUGUGUGCUAAAAUAGGAGAGAAAAUGUUUUCUUUUGCAUAUUGAAAAUUAAUAAGAAAAAGAAGAAAACAAAAUAAAACUUGUGUACAACAUUGUUUUUGUUUUUUGUUUUUCUUUCUAAUAAAAAAUUGCAACACUCCGCAUUCCUAUAGUGUUCAAUACAUUAAAAUUUUAAAUACACGGAUGUGAAAAGAAAAUUAAAAUAGAAAACACAAUAAAUAAAUUGAAGGUAGAAAGAAAACAUCAAUAAAAAAAAGAAAAACAAAAAAAAAAUAAUUAAAAAGAAAGUGAAAUUUAUUUAUUUUUUUAUUAUUUUGUCAUAAAGAAUAAAAAAAAUGUGAAAAUCAUUUUCAGAAAAAAAAAAUAAAUAAAUAUUUAUUGAAUCCUUAAAAUUUAGAGGAUAUAAAAUAAAAGCUAUAGCAAAAGUAGAGGAAAAAAAAUGAAAAGAAAUCUAAUAUAAAAAAAAAAAAGAAAUAAAAAAAUGAGAAAACAAAUGAACUAAUUAUGAUAUUAUAUUUGUAUAAAUGUAUAUAACACCGUUAUAUAUAUUAUAUAUAAUAGGUAUAUAUGUAUUUAAUUUAAUAUAAUACAAACAAAUCAUAUAUAGAACGCACUAAAACGUGUGAUUAAGUGUGUAUAUUAGAAAAAAUUAUUAUUUUUUUGUAUAACAAAAAUAUUAUAUAUGCAAUAUAGAUAUUGUACAUAUAUAUUGAGUGAAAAAUUGAAAAUAAUAGAAAAUAUUAUAAUUGAAGAAAGAAAAAGAAGAAGAGAAAAGGAGAAAAUAAGUGUACAUAUGAUAGAAGUGUAAAGAAGUGUAAAGAAUAAGGAAUAAUAUUAUAUUAUAGAAGUAAUAUAAAAGAAAAGAGCGUUAUUAAGAAGGUUAUAAAAAUAGAGUGAAGCAUAUAGAAAAAAAAAAUUAAGAAUAAUAUACACCAAUAUACACACAUAUAUAUAUAUAUAUAUAUAUAUAUAUAUAUAUAUAUAUAUAUAUAUAUACCUAAUACUUAAAUAUAUACAUAUAUUUAAUAGAAGGAUUCAAGUGAAAUGGGUACACAAGUUAAUUUAGUUUUAAGUAUUUUUUAUGUUAUUGCAUUCCUAGAAACACAUUUAUGUGAUACAACAACAUCAGAUACAGUAACUACUGUUGAACCAGAUGCCGCACCUGGUUGUCCAGCUCCAGCUAUUCGAUUCACCCGUCCUCGUGUAUUAGAAUCAACAACUGAAGUUGUUUCACAGCCCGAGACUACACAAAACACCUCACCAAAUGAUCUUUCAACACCCGAUGAAGAUGAAACUGUUGAAAAAAUUGACAUAGAUUUAUCUAAUGUCGGUACGGCAUCAGAUAAAGGUUCAUCUGCUGUUAGUGAAAAAUAUAUUGGUACAAAUCCAUAUAAAUCUGAUGAGCCACCUGGUGGUGGAUUAUCUCCAACAGGUUUACAUGGACCGUAUCAUGGUGACGAUGAAGAAGAGCACUCUAAAUCCGAAUCAACAUUAUCGACGGCAAGAGAAGAUCGCCAGAGAAAAGAACGUCGUUCAAAAGGUAGACGACGUCGUAUUGAAAAUGAAAAUAGUAGACAAAUGAGAGGUUCUAGACAUGUAUUAAGUAAACGUGAUACAAUUGAUGCUGAAGAAAAAUUAAAUAACAAUAACAAUAAUAACAACAAUAAUAAUAGUAAUAGUACCAGCAGUAACAAUAUAAAUAACGAUGAUGAAUAUAAUGGUAACGGUAGCUACGAAUUAGAAAAACAACUUGUACCAGCAACUGGAGAAGUCUAUUAUGUUGAAAUUUCUGAUUUAUUAAAUGAUAAAGCAUUAUUAACUGAAAAAGUUCGUAAAAAAUUGCAUAAAUUAACUAAAAAUGAAAGACAUGGUUAUAUUGACAGCAAUGCAGACAUUAUCAAACAAAAAAAUUAUAAAAAUAGACAAUUGGAACAGGAACAGCAACAACAAGAACAGCAACAACAAAUUAUUGGUAUAGAAAAAAUGCCAUUAUCAUUUGGAACAUUAAAUGCUGGUGUUGAUACAUCACUUAUUUUAGCUGCUACAGCUGCAGUUACAAAUGAUGAUGAUGUACAAUAUAAAAUAAUUUCAGAACAAGAAGCUGCUGUUGAAUUUGCUGAAGAGGAGCCACAAGAUAAAUAUAGUAACUAUUAUAAUAAACAUAAUAAACAUGAACACCAUCAUGGUAAAAAACAUAAGAAAAAAUCAAAAGAUAAAAUACACCUAAGGGAAAUGAAUGAAUUUCAUUCAGGUAAAAAGGAUAUUUAUAUUAAUCCUGCAGAUGCUGAAAUUGUUGUGGUUGAAAAAUACAAUAGUAAUAUAAAUGAAACAAAUAAUAAUGGUAACAUUGGUGGUGGUAGUAGCAGCGUUGUUGGUAAAUUGAUGACGGUUGAAAAUGAAAACGAUGUAAAUGUUGUUAAUCAAACAACAACAUCAGAAGGUAAUAUUAAUGGUGACACAAUGAAUGGUAGUAAUAUUGAUGGUAAUGGUAAAAUGGUAAAUAGUAUUAAUAGUAAUGAUAAUGGUGUUGGUAGUGGUGGACAACAUGAUGAAGGAAUUUUAUAUGGAAAUUUAACAGAUGAACAGCAACAAGAAAUCUUACAAAGAGUAAAAAGAAAAUCUGGUAAAACAACUGGUGCUUUAAGUAGGCCGAAAGGUGGUGGUGAUUCAGGAUCUAAGAGUACUAGUCGUAAGGGUGAUAAAGAUAAAGGUCACGAUGGUGAUGGCGAUGGUGGUUUCGGGCAGUAUACACCAGAAGAGGAAUCGGAAGAAGAAGAAGAUGAAGAAGAAAGUGAUGAAGAAUCACGUUUCCAAGAAGUAUCUGAAAUUCGAUUCCCCGGUGAAGUUGGACCACUAGGUGAUAGAAGAUUAUGUAAAUUAAGAUGUGUUAAAGGAAAAUGGGUUGGACCAUUAUGUGCUACAAAUGAAGAGGAUGAACACGGAAAUAUCCGAUUUCAACCAUUGUAUAAGAGUUGUCAUGUUAAUCGUAUACCACCGCAUCUACUACUCAGUUACAGAAAUAUAUCAGUGGUUCCAUACAAGAGAAAAUUCACGAGAAAAAAAAUACAGGCCAACGUUAUGCCAAUUAACGUUGGCUGGGAUCUACCACAUGGUCAUUCAUUACAAGCACGUUGUAAAGAUUUAGGUUUAUAUAAAUUACUUGGUGAAUCACGUGUAUUAUGCUCAAAUGGAUUAUGGGCACCAAGGAUGCCAUCAUGUGUACCCACAACAUUAUUAACAAAUUUCUCAGAUGAUAGUCCACCAUCGAUAAGAAUAAAAAUUGGUACAGGAUCUGGUGCAUUUGAGCCAUCUGGUGUUUUAGCUGUUUUACCCGGUAGUACAAUACAUUUAGAUUGUAUGUAUCCAAGAAGACGUGGUACUCCAGAAUGGACAUGGACUGGAUGGUUUAAACAAUAUAAUUUUGGAUGGUCAACAGUGCCAGAAGAGAAAGGCACAAAAUAUCGUUUAACAAUUAAGGAUAUACAAAAUCAAGAUUCUGGUACAUUUACAUGUGCAUCACCGCGUGGAUUAACAAAUAGUAUACCAAUUGUUGUAACAACAUCACAAUGUCCACCAUUACCAGAACCAGUUCCACCAUUAAAUUUACGUUUAGAAGGGAAUAAAUUGGGUCAGCGUGCAUUAUAUAGAUGUCCACUUGGUUUUAGAAUUGAAGGAACUGUUAAUUCAACAUGUCUUGCAUCAGGAAAUUGGUCAUCACCGCCACCAACAUGUCAAUCAGUACAAUGUCCACCAUUAUAUUUAGAAGAUCCGCAUUUAAGUUUAACUGAAUUAAAUACAUCAGCAUGGGGCCGGGCAGUUUUCAAAUGUCAAUGGGGAUUUAAAUUAAGUGGUCCACCUGGUUUAGAAUGUGAACCAUCUGGUAUAUGGAGCGGUCCAGUACCAAGAUGUAGAGCAAUUCAAUGUCCACAACCUUUGAUACCGAUUAAUGGACGUAUUGAUGGUACAAGUGGUUCAUCAAGUCAUCGUCGUUAUGCUGUUGGUGCUUUAGUAACAUUCAGUUGUACAGAGGGCCAUCUAUUAGUGGGUGAAGCAAGUAUUGUUUGUACAGAAACUGGGUUCUGGUCUCAUCCACCACCAUUUUGUAAAUCACAGUGUCCAUAUCCAGGUGAUCCACCAAACGGUUUAAUAGCACCAUUAAAAUUCCAUUAUGAUCCUGGAGAUUUUCUAUCGGUACAAUGCCGGCCUGGUUUUGUUGAAUAUAGUUCAUCUGGUCCACCAGAACGUCCAAGAUGUUUACCUGAUGGUAAUUGGUCUGGACCAGUUCCACAAUGUCGAAGUUAUGAAGAAGUAUAGCUUUUAAAGGGCCGCUCUGACGGACAAUUAAUUAAUACAAAAAAUCAAACAGUUAAUAUAUAAAAAAAAAAACACGAGAAACUAUAAUAAGAGAGCCUGAUGUUGGCGGCCUGUAAAAAUCCAAUGAAAGAAACAGAAACAAGUAAGUCAAAAUAGAAGAGGUUUAAAUUACAUACAUACACACUUCCUUAACAUUUAAUAUCUAAAGUAAUAUUGACUCUUAAACUAAGAUUUAAAAGAUAAAAAAAAACCAAAGUCGUUUUAGUUAUUAAAGUGAUAUAAUUGGACAGUCAAAAAAUAAAAAAUGAAAAUGAAAGAUUUUAAAAUCAAGUUAAAAAUUAAAAGAGAUUGAUGAAAAAUAUUAAAAGGACAAAAGAAAAAUUCGAAACGGAAAACAAAAAUUUAAUAUUCUUUUGAAUAUAAAAAUUUAGAAAUUAUUUAAAAUUUAUAUUUAAUUACGAUAAUAUUAAAGAAAUCUUUCUAAAUAAUGUAAAAAAAAAAUGAAAAUAAUGUGAAGAAAUAUGGAAAAAUAAAAAUUGAAGAACAUGUUUUGAAUGUUAUUGAACAGAAAGGAUUCAAAGGGAUAGAGAAGAAAGGAAACAUAAUUAAAUUUUCUUUUUCUGUAGUUUUUUCUUAACAAUAUUUUACUAUAAAUUUCUCUUAAAUUUUUCAAAAUAUACACAAAAUAAUAAAUAAUUGAAUCAAUAAUAAAAAAUAUAAUUAAUAAGAAAAUAUUCAAAAUUUAUGAGUUACAAUUAUAAUUUGGAAAAUUUGUUACAUCCUUUCUGUGCAAAUAAAUGAAAAGGAAAAAUUAUUCUGUGGAAGGGAUUUCAAAAAUUUAAAAAAUGAAUUUCACACAUUUAAAUUAUUCUAAGCAAACUAUUAUGGUAAUUUAUUUUAAUGGAUUCUUCGAUCAUGACAAUUAAUCUUGGAUUCAAGCUUGUGUAUUUUGUUAUUAUUAAUGAAUUGAUAGUCAUAAGAAUUAAGAAAAGAUUUAAUUCUGGGAAAAUCCCCAAAUGCAUUAACUCUGCUACUUUGAAUUAUUGCCAGAAAUUUUUGAAAAGCUAAAUAAUGUUCAUUUAAAAAUGUUAAAUGAAAUUAACAUAAUUUUUAACUGUGGUCUGUAGGGCUAUUACCACACGUGAAAUUAAAUUCAAACAACAAGCUCAAAACGACUUCAAGUCAAAUAACAAAUUCAUAUAACAGAUCCCAGUACUUUUAUUUUCAGUUCAUUUCCAACAAAAAAAAUUUGCUUGCUUGAAAUUUGUAAUAAAUAAGUAUUGGGUACUUAUUUAUUUGUAAUAAAUAAGUACCCACAUUGAUAUUCAGUCCGAAUUAAUUAUCAAUUACAAUAAAAAUUUUGUUGAAAGAAGAAUAAGAUUCAUAUACAUAUGUGCUUUUAUUCCACUUUGUAUUGAACGUAAAACGUUUAACUCCUUCAAAUAUGUCAAAUUCUUUGCGGAAUUAAAGAGAGUAAUUAUUAUUUAUUUACUCUAAUUGUUGUUCUUCAUGCAAGUACUGCCAAAAUGAGCACAAAAAAUCUCAUUUAACACUCUAUUGGUAUGCUCAGUUCAUAAAUUAAAUUUUGUUGUUUUAAAUUAUAUUUUAACUCAAAAAUAUUCCCUUCAACACUAUUUCGAGCAUAAACAAUUUACGCACUUUAUUAUAUUGAUAAAACAAUAAAACGAUUAAGAGAGUGCGAUUGUACGAAAACCAUGCAAUUUUAUUGCUUUUCAAAUUUUAUUUUGAUUUCUCGAAUAUCAAAGAAAACGUACGUAUAAUAUAUGGGAUGCCAAUAAAUGUUAUGUAUGUAAUUUUCACAUUUCAAUAACCUUAUUACAUUUUCUUUUAUAGAAAUAGGUUUAUAAAGCCAUCAUUGUAUAAAUGGAAAUCGUGGUAACUAAACACAACAAAAUUAUUGCUUACAUCGUUUAAUAUAAAUUGAAAAUUUUUGAAUUUUAAAGUAGCAAUUUCAGGAAUGUUUGUGGUUAAUAUAGUGUUGAGCAUUCUAAAUUUUAAAAUUCAUAUAAAUGAAUUUAUUUAUUUGUAUAUAACGUGUAGUUGAAAUUUUAUUUGAUUUGCAUUUAAUGAAUAUUUGAAAAGGAUACGAAAAUUCCAUUAAUUAUAUAUUUUUAAUCAAUUUUCAACAUGUUGCAUUUGUAAGGCAAAUUAAAAUUCACAUCAUAGUUAUAUAAUUUGAAAUUUACCAUUAUUAUUGAAUCAUACAAAUUUUAGAAAGAAAUUUCUAGGCUAAAAAAUUUUUAUGAUUUUGGGUGUCGUGUGCAAAAGGAAUACAUUAAAUGUAUACCGAAUUAAUUUACUUUCAUUUAAGUUUUAUAGAUUGUUGUGCUAAUUUAAAAGGUGUCCGCUAUUAUUAUUUUGAAAUUAAUAUAAAAAUCAAAUCAUUUAAUUUAUAUUUUUGCUUUUAAAAGUAGAAAUACUUUCACAGGAUGCCUAUAGCACGUAAUUAUUGUUAUAAUUGGGUAGGCAUAAAUAAUUUCAAAGAAUUUCGACAAAAGUGGUUCAUUGUGGUACAUUGUGUAGCACUGUCAUUGUGAGCACUGUGAGUACGAUGUUAAGCAAUAUAAGAAAGUGUUUAAUUCGCUUUUCGAUUCUUCGUGUCAAUUAUAUAUAAUUAUUGUUUUUUUAGUAUCACUAUAAUCUUUAAUUAUAACUAAAUGUAAAAGCACAAAAAGGAAUUUAUAAAAUUUUGUUGUGAAGCUGAAGCUUGAAUUUCAUCUAGAAUUCAAUGAUAUUUUAGGCACUGUCCCAUGUUAACAUGAUAGCAACAUCCAAUGUUGAAAUAAAUGUUGAAUAUAAUUAAAUAAUAAGAAAUUUUGAAUUGGUAGUGUUUUAAAACUAAGAACAAAUGUUCGAAAUUGUAUUUUUUAAGCAUAUCUAAAAUUUCAAAAGAAAUGCAAUACAAAAUUUUUAAACCAAUAUAAAAAUUACAAGUUAUCAUGCUACAAUUUCAUUUUCAAGAAAAAUUCUUGUACACUUUGAGUAUAAUAUUUGAUUUCUACAGUAAAAUUUUUGUAAGGCCUUCAGGAAAUUAUUUUUAUUUUUAUAUUUAUUUAUUUUUCUUUCAUUUUAAUUAUUAUGAAACUUUUUUGUAUAUUUUCAAUAUAAUUUAAAAAUAUAAGAUUCAUUGUCUAGAUUUAUAAGAUUUAAUUCAUUUGGUUUUUAUUUUAUUCUUCAUUUCUUUAGAGUCUUUAAAAUGAUCUUGACUUUAAUUUAAAAAUUUUAAAAUAAAAAAAGAAUUGGAAAGAAAAACAAGAAAAUUAAAUUUAUACAUUUUUUUGUUUUAAUUUUGUUCUAUUUUAUAUAAACAGUUGCAUAAUAAACAAUUCAAAAAACGAAAAUGAAAAUCAAAAUAAAUAAACAAAAUAAACACAUACAUACAAACGAAUCCUUAUAAUCCUUUUCAUAAAAUGUGUAUAAGAAUGCAAAUCAAAAAGAAUACGAGUAUGAAUGAUAAAGUCGAAAAUACAUUUGUGAUAUUAUAAAAAAAAUUAAGAUUGAGAAUCGAACAAUGAGAAAUCCAUUUGGAUGAUUAAAAUAGAGUGUGUAAUUUGAAAUAUUUACAAAACAUAGUGCCAUAAAUGAAGUGUUAUUGCUAUACUAGCAUAUUUUUAGUAAACUAUAAAUGACAUUAAAAAUGAUAUUAUAAAUAGUGGAUGAGGAACAACACAACUACACUUAAAAGGAAAUGAAAAUAUUUGAUGAGAUUCGUAGAUGAUGUAAUCAUUAAGAUGGUGAGAAAACUUCGUAUGCGUUAUAUAUAGAGCGAUAAUAAUGCCCACAUGCUUACUAGAUAUUACAUUUAAAUUUUUAUAAUUAUUUCAAAUAUCCAAAAAAAAUUUCACAUUAAGAAUGUGAAUUAGGCUUUAGUAAAUUCGAGAAAUAAAGCAAAAUCUUAACUCAGAAACAUACACACAUACAUGCAUACUUCCAUACUUACAAAGUUUAAGAAGUAAAAAAAAUAUUUCUCUUUAAAAAUAUUCUUAUUUCACCCUUUCUCAAGGAAUUUAAUUGAAAACUUAAUUGAAAUGUAACAUUCAUUUGUUUUAUAAGCGAAAAACAAAAAACAACCAAAAAGCAAAAAAAAAUAAAA